This is a messenger RNA of Nanorana parkeri, 2141 nucleotides long. RefSeq names its product RNA-binding protein 12B-like. Gene Ontology annotation, molecular function: RNA binding. Bases 27 to 2141 code for a protein of 704 amino acids. The record is from RefSeq and is a predicted model, not a curated record. The transcript has a single exon. Gene Ontology annotation, cellular component: nucleoplasm; ribonucleoprotein complex. Lineage: Eukaryota; Metazoa; Chordata; Amphibia; Anura; Dicroglossidae. Gene Ontology annotation, biological process: regulation of RNA splicing.
CAGGUGUACCUGUUUCAGUCCUGAAAAUGACGAUAAUCGUACGUCUACAGGGGCUUCCGCCUGUUGCAGAUUCUUUUGACAUUCGACAGUUUUUCUAUGGAUUAAAUAUUCCCAGAGGUGGUGUAUAUAUCACAGGUGGAAAAUAUGGCGAGGCCUUUAUCAUAUUUGCAAGCUUUGAAGAUGCUCAGUAUGCAAUGACCCUAUCAGGACGUCCUCUGAAGACUUCAUUCAUUUACCUGUCAUACAGCAAUGAAUCGGAGAUGCGUCGGGCAUUGGAAGUUUACAGAAUUGGCCCCAAUGAUUCUUUGGGUGGCCUUUCUUCAGGGAUGAGCCAAAGAGCUGUUCGACCCCUGGGUGCAAAACCUUCAUUUUUAUACAUACAUGGGAUGUCUCAAAAAAUCACAAAAGUUGAACUCAGAGAAUUUUUUAAGGGCUUUACCGUAGAGGAUGUCAUAUUCUUGAAAUUUGUAAGCGGAGUGAGAAACGGAAAUGCCUUAAUUAAAUUCAAAGGCAGUAAUGAAGCUAGUGAUGCACUCAAACUUGAUGGCGUUUUCCUUGGUGGUUCUCCAGUAACACUCCGACUUUCAGAUGAAGACGAGUGGAACAAAAAUGGUGGUGAUUCGACUGUGCAGAAAAGGGACCGCACUCCCCCACGUCGAUCUCCGCGUAGGUCUCCACUCAGAGCCCCACGUAGGUCUCCGCGUAGGUCUCCGCGUAGAUCUCCGCGUAGAUCUCCACGUAGGUCUCCAAUUCGAAGAAGAAGGUCCCGCACCAGAUCUAGGUCUCCAGUUAGGAGGGAGAGACGUAGGUCCCCAUACAUCCGUGAAUUUUAUGUUCAUCUUAUUAAUGUAAGUUACAGAGCUGAAAAGGCGGACAUAAAAAAAUUCUUCUUUGAUCUUGACAUGGAUGACUCUCACAUUACAUUCCUACUUGACAAAGAUGGUAAAAGAACAAGGGAAGCCUUUGCAAUGUUCACUACACAAAAAGAUUAUAAAAGAGCUCUAAAUUUAAACCUUGAAUCUUUCAAAGGUCAUACCAUAAACAUUUUGCCCAUUUCUAAAAAAGGUAUGCUAGAGUUAAUCGAUCGCAGGAAGUCAAGGUCCAGUAGAGAGCGAUCAAGUAGAAGGUCCGAAAGCUCUCAAGAACACAAGAAAUAUGUAUUCAUGCGAAAUUUUGCCUCUAAUGUUACAAAAGCUGAUGUGGUAGCAUUCUUCAAAGAUUUUGCCUUAAAGGAGGAUGAUGUUACUUUACUGUAUGAUGAUAAAGGUGUCGGCCUUGGGGAAGCAUUGGCCAAAUUCUCAGAUGAAAAAGAAGCAUCCAAGGCAGAAAAACUAAACCAUGAAAAGCACCAAGGCACAGAGAUUCUGCUGAGUCGCAUUUCUGAGGAGCAAAUGAAAUCUCUUACCAAAGGCACUUCGACAAGCAGUCCCGAGAAGGAUUCGGCAAAUCCUGAGGACUCGAGCGUUUCUCAAGCCAGUGAAGUGCCAGACACUGCGGGUGAAUCUGCAGAGGCAGAAAAUUCUAACCAGGUGACAUUGGAUAGCACCCCGCAGAAAAAUGGCGAUAAGAAAAACCAAGGCAAAACUGAUGCCGACAAGAAAAAUAAAGACGAAUUGGAUGGCAGCAUGGAUAAUGUCAAUGAAGAAAAUUAUGCUGCUCAGGAAACUGAUGCCCACAUAGAAAAUGAUGCCAAUAAGGAAAAAGAUGCCCACUUCGAAAAUGAUGUUGAUCAGGAAAUGGAUGCCGAUCAGGAAAUAGAUGAUGAUCCAUUUAACUCUGAGCAGGCUGAAAAUCCUUCAGAUUGCACAGAUCCUUUGCAGCAAGAUGAUUCUGUAGAAGAUUGCCUGGAUGACUCCAUACUGGAAACUGAAGAUGACCUAAAUGAAGAUGAAUUAGGUGUCAAUAAUGCAGACUUGCCUGAAGGCAAGACACUUGUGUUCAUCAGGAACUUACCUAUUACAACCACUUCUGAAGAAGUUUUGGACUUUUUCCAUGACUACAAAGUGAGCUGUGUAAAUAUCAAGUAUAUCGGAAAAGGCGAAGCAACGGUGCGCAUGUCUGACACAGAAGCAAAGUCUGCCAUAGAGACUCUUAACAAGAAAGAGGUUGGCCUUAAGAAAGUGUUACUCAGCUUAAUUUAA